Molecule: messenger RNA, 866 nt
Organism: Mytilus trossulus (common blue mussel)
Lineage: Eukaryota; Metazoa; Mollusca; Bivalvia; Mytilida; Mytilidae
Exons: 3
Coding region: 122-766 (214 amino acids)
Molecular function (GO): protein binding
Source: RefSeq, a predicted model, not a curated record
AGUUAAAGGAAGAACGCGUGUCCUAAUAAUACUGGAUAAGCUUUUUAUAUAACGCGUGUGUUAUAAAAACAUAAAUAUGUCUUUGUAUGUGAUUUAAUAAAACAGAUUUAACUGCUCCUACAUGGAAAAUGUGAAGAACCUACUAUUCCUAGAUCCAUCUAACAUAUGGAUAGUUUUCGAUCAUAAAGGGGUAAUUCUACGGGGGAUCAAUACGUUCAUGGAUGACGGUAUAAUCAAGGUGUUAUCAUGGAUUGGUAUAUCAUCUAUGGCAACGUACAGAUACUAUUUCUUGAAGGACAGAAGUGAUAAGACCACGUUAACUAAAAUUACAACAAAAGACAAAGACACAUUAACCGACAGGACAACCAACGACAAAGAAACGUUUACUAAAUGGAAAACACAUAACAAGGAAACAUCAACUGAAUGGAAAGGACCAACCGACUUUAACAAAUACAUGAGAGAAUUGUUUGAACCAGGACAACCAUCUGCCUGUGAGGUAACUGAAGAGAAGAUUGAACUUCUAUGGGAUGUACCGAACGUUGGAGUACAAUUUGUGCAGCAUUACAAGGUUCACUGCAUUAACAUUCACAACAGUUCUCAUAUAUGCUAUACCACACAGGGAAAUUGCUGCAAUUAUACAGUUACGAACUUAAAGCCCGAUACCGAGUAUGAAUUUAAAAUUCAGACAAUAAAAAAUAAUGGAAAUGAAGGACCUUGCAGUAUAUCUUUUAAAAAGUCAACUCUUGAAAAUUUGAGAUACUAUUAGGGUAGUAGGUACACACCUUUUUGUCUUGAUAAUCAUCUAUAUGUGCUAGGAAUUAAAUGAAAUGACAAAUAUAUAGUUUGAAUUUUGCAAUGAAAACCGA